Molecule: messenger RNA, 1140 nt
Organism: Brienomyrus brachyistius
Lineage: Eukaryota; Metazoa; Chordata; Actinopteri; Osteoglossiformes; Mormyridae
Exons: 1
Coding region: 1-1140 (379 amino acids)
Source: RefSeq, a predicted model, not a curated record
AUGACCGGAGACUCCCUCACAGCGGCAGGCCCACCAACACACCAUACCAGCCCCGGAGACUCCCUCACAGCGGCAGGCCCACCAACAUAUCAUACCAGCCCCGGAGACUCCCUCACAGCGGCAGGCCCACCAACAUAUCAUACCAGCCCCGGAGACUCCCUCACAGCGGCAGGCCCACCAACAUACCAUACCAGCCCCGGAGACUCCCUCACAGCGGCAGGCCCACCAACACACCAUACCAGCCCCGGAGACUCCCUCACAGCGGCAGGCCCACCAACACACCAUACCAGCCCCGGAGACUCCCUCACAGCGGCAGGCCCACCAACACAUCAUACCAGCCCCGGAGACUCACUCACAGCGGCAGGCCCACCAACACACCAUACCAGCCCCGGAGACUCCCUCACAGCGGCAGGCCUACCAACACAUCAUACCUGCCCCGGAGACUCACUCACAGCGGCAGGCCCACCAACACAUCAUACCAGCCCCGGAGACUCCCUCACAGCGGCAGGCCCACCAACACAUCAUACCAGCCCCGGAGACUCCCUCACAGCAGCAGGCCCACCAACACACCAUACCAGCCCCGGAGACUCCCUCACAGCGGCAGGCCUACCACCACAUCAUACCAGCCCCGGAGACUCCCUCACAGCGGCAGGCCCACCAACACACCAUACCAGCCCCGGAGACUCCCUCACAGCGGCAGGCCCACCAACACACCAUACAAACCCCGGAGACUCCCUCACAGCGGCAGGCCCACCAACACAUCAUACCAGCACCGGAGACUCCCUCACAGCGGCAGGCCCACCAACACAUCAUACCAGCACCGGAGACUCCCUCACAGCGGCAGGCCUACCAACACAUCAUACCAGCCCCGGAGACUCCAUCACAGCGGCAGGCCCACCAACACAUCAUACCAGCCCAGGAGACUCACUCACAGCGGCAGGCCCACCAACACAUCAUACCAGCACCGGAGACUCACUCACAGCGGCAGGCCUACCAACACAUCAUACCAGCACCAUGGACUCCCUCACAGCGGCAGGCCUACCAACACAUCAUACCAGCACCGGAGACUCACUCACAGCGGCAGGCCCACCAACACAUCAUACCAGCACCGGAGACUCACUCACAGCGGCUCAGAUGUAG